ACAGCCGAGCGGAGCCGGGGCCGCGAUGGCGCGGGGCGGCCGCAGGAAGCGCCGGUUGCCGGGGGAACGGGGCCCGGCGGCACCCGGCGGCCGCCAUGGAGCCCGCGGCCCCGCCCGCCCUGCGCUGGGGCAGCGCGGAGGUGGCCGAGUGGGUGUCGAGCCUCGGCUUCCCCCAGAGUGCUUCAGAGCCAACGGCAUCAGCGGCCGCCGCCUCGUCCUGGUGACCUGCAGCAGCCUGCCCGCCAUGGGCGUCACCGACUUCGGCCACAUGCAGGAGAUUUCACGACAUGUGAGGGAGCUGCUGGGGAUCGAAGAGCCAGUCUUCAGCAGAUCCAUUGCCCUCCCGUACAGAGACAACAUGGGCCUCUUCCUGGAGCAGAAGUCCCGAUCAGGACAGAAAGCAGAUGCCCUCACUUUCUCGCAGUUUGUCCAAGAAGCAGGCCUGGAGCCCUAUAGCACAGUUCCUCCUUCGCAACAAGCCCAGGCUGGGUUAGAGGCAGACGCUGUCCCUUUAUCGCAGGACACCCAGAGGCAGGAUGAGAGUCACACAGAAGUUCCACCUUCGUAAGAAGCCCAGCUGGGACAGCAGUAUGUACCCUUAUUACCUUGUAGUAAGGAGGUACAGUUCCACAUUCUCCCCAUACCACAACAGCCCAUUGCAGCUCUUAGCUGUUUGAUUACAACACAUCCCUACACCAGCUCUUUUCCACGAGGAUUUUCUGCAGUCCUUCAUUUGCUUCCAGGAUCUAAGAGAGGCAGAACCCAUAAAUCAGUCAUGAAUUUACCACUGUCUUUCCUUUCUGUUUUACUGUUGAUUAAAGAAAAAAAAAACAACAAUCA
Anas platyrhynchos (mallard) is the source of this 840-nucleotide messenger RNA. It is a transcript of the gene SAMD15, whose product is annotated as sterile alpha motif domain containing 15. The record is from RefSeq and is a predicted model, not a curated record. NCBI's taxonomy places the organism in Eukaryota, Metazoa, Chordata, Aves, Anseriformes, Anatidae. Gene Ontology annotation, molecular function: protein binding.